UAUUUGUUUAUUUUUACUUCAAUGGUUUACCAUAAUUCAAAAUAAAAAUAUAAAAUUUUCUUCUUGACAAUAGACAAAUUUAACAAUAAUUUUAAUAAAAUAUUGUGUUUGCAAAAUCGCUUUUUUUCUAAUUUUUAAUUGCGAACAUGAGCAAUUGUGGUAAAUAUGUAGAUCGUAAUCCCACAUUGCGGGCAGCUGGAAAAUGUUUUAUCUCGAAGGAGAAAGCUGAAGAUGCGCUCAAAAUAUACUCCACGGAAGAGGCAGCGGAAAAUAUAUUACACACUAAAUGUCGCCUCAGUAACAAGAAAAUAAGCAACGAUGUGUUCCCCUUCCAGCGAUAUAUACCAGAAGAAAACAUAAAGGAAUUGCUUAGUCCUGAAUUGAAAAAGAGCAGAUUUGUUGUUUUCCGUGAAAAAUUUGCCGAAAAUAUGUAUUUCAAGAAGGCCGAACUUGGUAAAGCUUUUCCAUUAGAUUCGAAACCAGAAAAUAUUACCAACGAUAAUACUACAUUUGGGGACACAACAAUGCGAUCCGAAUCAUUAUAUGAUCUCAUAUUACCAAGAAAGUCUCCAGAUGAAGUGAACCGCGAAUAUGUGCGUUGGCAUGAGAAGUAUGUUAUCAGUCAUGGGCAUUACUUACCUUCGGAGCAAAUAAGUCGACAUUACAAAAAACCGUUCGACAAGCAUAAUCACUUUGGUAUAAUUUACGAUGUGGACUUCAACGGAAAAUAUGUUAAAAGGGCAAUUCAACAAUGUGAUAAUCUGAUCGUUAUAAGUAAGGCGCAAAAACAAUAUCUUGAAAGGACUUUAGGACGUUUGGGGCGCAGCAUUUAUAGAGAAAAUCGUUAUAUAACACCCGAAAUGUCAUUCGGUGCACCCUCUGGCGCAGAUGAAUGCAAUGUGAAGGCUUUAAUGGAAAUACAAGAUCAGUGUGAACGAACGAGCCCACUGAUAACUGCAUUGGGACAUAUAAAUAAGGUUCGACAGAAACUAUUCGAACGCGCCGACUUUCAUAUGCUAGAUUUAAAACUGGCUUUGGAGAAUGGUGACAUUAACAAAACAGGACUAUUAACAUUGAAGCAAUUAUUCGACAUCUUGAGACGGGAGGGAGUCUAUUGUAAUUCGGAAAAGAUAACUACAGCGCUACGUCACUUCAAAUUGAUUGAAAACGAAGGCCUACCAACAGAAGGCGUCAAAUAUGAGGAGCUAUGGAAAUUGAUACAUGUACAAUACCCAAUACCAAAAACUGGUAAUAUAUCUAAAAUGCCACCGAAUAUUUAUAACAAAGACACCACCUACCGUCUACUGUGUCGAGAUCUAAACAAACCGCCAGUUGAAGCUGUACCAUUAAAACCCUUAGAUCCGGAGCAUGCAGAAGAACCCACAACUGUUAAAGAUGUUAUAUCUCCGGACAUUCCUAUGCAUUUUGGACUUGCACCAAGUGAUUUCGCAAAGUUGCGCCCCAAAGCGGAACUGCGACGUAUAUUUAAACGUUUACUAGAUGCAGAAAAAUUUGAUAACAUCUGGCAUACUGCGCAAGAUAAAUUAAAACGUGCAAACGAAUUGAUAUCAGUAGAUGAACUACGACAGGCUAUGAAUAGUCAUAAAGAUUAGCAUUACAAUUUGGUAUCUGAAAAUUCAAAUUACAACAAAGUAUUUAAAUUUCAUUAAAAAAAGUAAUCAACUUUCGAACUCAAGUAAUUUUUGACUGAUUAAAAUUUCUUUUGUGUCUGCUUUAAUUUAUAAAGAUUUAUGUGUGUAGAAAUUUGUAUGUAAGUAAAAAUUCUAGCUCUUAUCCUGAUAAAGUUUAGUGAAUAUACUUUUUUCAAAAUAUUUCUUGACUUGUACAAUAUCAGUUUUUUAACAUAAAAAGUUCACAUUAGGUCGCAAGCCUAUUGAAGCC
Molecule: messenger RNA, 1902 nt
Organism: Zeugodacus cucurbitae (melon fly)
Lineage: Eukaryota; Metazoa; Arthropoda; Insecta; Diptera; Tephritidae
Product: EF-hand domain-containing family member B-like
Exons: 3
Coding region: 147-1613 (488 amino acids)
Source: RefSeq, a predicted model, not a curated record